UCCAAGCAAGCGAACCGCACAGAUCUUAUGACAGAGCAUCAGAAAUCCAAGAUUAACAAGAAGGAAGAGGCUAAGAAGGAGAGGGCUCGCGAGGAAGCCGAAAAGCUGAUUGCUAAAAGAGAUGCGGAAGAGGCAGGAGAGGACUAUGAGCGAUCGCAAUUCUGGAACUACUCUGCAGAGAGCGUGGAGAAAUGGAACGAGAAACAGGAGGCAAAAAGAGUCAGGAUGGACAACAAGUUUACAGACUGGGACCAGGUUAAUCAUAAAAAAUACCUCAAGCAAGUGGGAGAACUGAAGCCCAAUCUGGCUGCUUACAAUGCCAAGAAGGAGGCCUCAAUGCAAGUGAAUGACGAGGGCGAGCUGGUUGUGGCGAGCGACUCUGGGUUCUAUCGGGACGCCAAUUCAGUUGCAUUUCUCUCGGACGCCAAACCAAACGUACUGGCAGUGGAUAGACUGGCUGCAGACGUGUCCAAGCAGAUCGAUGCGCGGACAAGGUUCUCGAAGCGCAGGGCCCACAAGGAUGACGAGGAUGUCAAUUACAUCAACGAUGCCAACCAACGCUUCAAUCAAAAGAUCUCCCGCUUCUACGACAAGUACACCAAGGAGAUCCGCGACGACUUUGAGCGCGGCACCGCGCUGUAA
Messenger RNA from Gamsiella multidivaricata, 642 nucleotides. RefSeq names its product mRNA splicing factor SYF2. Gene Ontology annotation, cellular component: Prp19 complex; catalytic step 2 spliceosome; post-mRNA release spliceosomal complex. Lineage: Eukaryota; Fungi; Mortierellomycota; Mortierellomycetes; Mortierellales; Mortierellaceae. The annotation marks the transcript as partial. The transcript is spliced from 2 exons. The record is from RefSeq and is a predicted model, not a curated record.